AUGGAGUUUUCCCACGCCGACGAGACCUUCCUCGAGUCCGACGACCCUUAUCAGCCCGGCCUCGACGUUCGCACCGCCGCCAAGAUGGUGGCUCGCCAGAGACAAGACGUCAUUGCCGGCGAGCUCUCGCGCUUGGCUGCCGAAGAAUAUCUUGAAGACGUAUUGAAGCACAUGCAGACCAUGGAGGACGAGACUCUUGCCGACGCCGCCCUCAUCGACAUGCAGCGCGAGAUUCAGUGGUACAUGAGGCCCUAUCUCAUCGACUUCCUCGUCGAGGCACACGCCGCCUUUGUCCUCCUUCCCGAAACGCUCUUCCUCACCGUCAACCUGCUGGACCGGUACUGCUCUAGAAGAGUGGUUUACAAGCACCACUACCAACUGGUCGGCUGCGCCGCCCUGUUAAUAGCAGCCAAGUACGGCGACAAGAAGGACCGGGUUCCUCAAAUCUCCGAGCUCAGUAACAUGUGCUGCGGCCUGUACGACGCCGGCAUGUUCACGCAGAUGGAGAUGCACGUCCUCAACACGCUCGAGUGGACCAUCGGCCACCCAACCGUCGACUUCUUCUCGCAACUGCUGGUGGCGUACGAGCGUGACGACAAAGAGGUGGACUGCAUGUCGUCGUACCUGUGCGAGAUGGCCCUCUACCACCGGGAUUUCGUCUCGACCAAGCCUUCGACCCUCGCACGCGCCUCCCUGGCCGUGGCUCGAGCCGUCCUGGGCCGACCCGACGUCGCCGACCGAGAGCUUGAUCAGGAGGAGAGCGCCGUGGCCGAGGCCCUGUCGCAUCACCUUGACCAACCGUCGCCGACGCUGGCCCGGAAGUACUCGUCGCCAGGCACAUACCGAGUCUCACACCGGCUCGCCGAGUUUGCCGCAGCACGGGCCGCCGCCAUGGCCCAGGCUCAGCAGCGCUGCGCCAUUCCGCCUUCGCCGCCCGCCGAGAUGACGACGAAGCACGGUGACAUCUACAGCACGCCUCAAAAGGGACACAUGGCCCCAGGCAACUUUGACGGCUACCUCACCCCUCCCAUCACUCCCGACGGCGCCUGCUUUGCCGGCAACAUGCCCAGAGACUCGUAUCCUCUACCACCUCGGUGCCCCGUCACACCCACGCCGCAACAGCAGCAGCACGCCUCGAGCUAUACACAGCACGGCCGCACCGUCGGUGUGCCGAACCAGCAGGGGGUCUACCAGCAAUAG
Molecule: messenger RNA, 1200 nt
Organism: Hirsutella rhossiliensis
Lineage: Eukaryota; Fungi; Ascomycota; Sordariomycetes; Hypocreales; Ophiocordycipitaceae
Product: G1/S-specific cyclin CCN1
Exons: 2
Coding region: 1-1200 (399 amino acids)
Biological process (GO): regulation of cyclin-dependent protein serine/threonine kinase activity; mitotic cell cycle phase transition
Cellular component (GO): cytoplasm; cyclin-dependent protein kinase holoenzyme complex; centrosome
Molecular function (GO): cyclin-dependent protein serine/threonine kinase regulator activity
Source: RefSeq, a predicted model, not a curated record